AGAGUUCGGAUAUUCUUUACUUGUUUUAUUGUUUAUAAGAUACAAUUAUAAGAUACAAACUCGUUACAUUUUCUGUGCUAGUCACUAACUUACGCCAUGGGCGGUCGAAAAAGAAGGUUCAGCAAAAACGGUGGUGGAAGCGGCGGUGGCGGUGGCAGCAGCAGUGGUGGUGGUCUCUUCGUGAAAGGCGGUGUAUUAGCAGAUUGGAGAAAUGAUCCUUCUUCCUCAUCUCGUUCCACUCCAAUUCCAUCUCGAAUCAAAUCAAAGUCGAAACCUUUAGAGAAACUGAUUAACGGUAAAUCUGCAAUUGGUCUUGAUUACGUCAAAUCCAAGUUGAUUGUGGAUGAUGGGAGUAGUGGUGAGACAUUGAAAUAUGAUGUGGAUGAAUCUCGUCCGAGGAUUUUGUUUAAUGAUAAGGAGAGUAAAAUUGUUGCCUACGUUGAUGAAACACCGUGCAUUGACGCACAUGGUGGUGUUUCGGAGAUAACUUACGAUUAUUAUUAUGGUUCUGAAUUGGGUGAAAGUUCCUGUUCUCAGCGGAAAGGGUUAGGAUUUAGUAGCGAGACUGUGGAGGAAGAAGAGGAGGAGAUGACACCUAGGGUGGUGAUGGGUGAUGUGUUGGUGAAGGAGGAAAUUGGAGAGGCUAUGAAGGAGGAGAUGACGCCAAAGCUGAUAAGUGAUGUGUCAGUGAAGGAUGAAAUUGAAGGCGGCCCUUCAGAAUUGAAUUCAUCUGCUGAGACGAAGAAAAUUAGUGAUAGUGCCCGAAGGAGAAGGAAGGAGGAAGAAGAAAUGUUUAUUUUAAGUGAUUCGACGCGGAAGAAAAAUUCUGGGUAUUUAUCUGUUGGAGGUAUGAAAUUUUACACGGAAGAUAUAUCGGAUUAUGAAAGUGAUGAGUUGAUGAAUGCUAAUGAAGGAGAAUCACCUGAAGAGAGUUUAGACUCUUCUGAUUCAUCUGAUGUGGAUGAGUCUUCAGGCAGUGAUAGUACAGAUGAUAUUUAUGGUAGUGAUUUGGAUCUUGAUGACGAAGUGGUAAAAGAUUACUUGGAAGGAAUCGGAGGAAGUAGUGAACUUAUGGAUGUGGAUUUUUUGAGGAAAUUAGCGUUGGAUGAUUCUCCAUCAAGUACGAGUGGUGAUGACAAGAGAUCAAAGAAGUUGGGUGGGAUUUCAUUACUCAAUGCAUCGAGAGAAUAUGGUAUGAAAAAGCCACGACCAAGAAAGAAGAGGGAUUCUUUGGGAUCUCAAAGAGGUGAAGGAUAUGGUAUGAGCAUUGGAUCGCUGGCAGAGGAUGAUCUUUUUUUUGUGAAGGAUCCCAGAUCAGCUUCGGGUAAAAAGAAGAAGCAUGCCUCUUAUCUUCCUAGCUCUUGGCCUAGUGAGGGCCAAAAGAGCAAAAAUUUCCGGGGUAUUCCAGGUGCCAAGAAGAAACAUCGGAAAGAAUUGAUGGCGGUGAAACGUCGGGACAGAAUGAUCCGCCGUGGUGUUGAUCUUGAUGAAAUAAAUUUGAAAUUAAAGCAGAUGGUUGUGGAUGAGGUUGAUAUGUUAUGCUUCCAGCCUAUGGUUUCUGGAGACUGUUCUCAGGUGCAGCGCCUAGCAUCAAUUUAUCGCUUAUCCAGUGGUCGCCAAGGUUCUGGGAAAAAGAGAUUUGUCACUGUGUCGAGAACUGCGCAAACAUGUAUGCCAUCUUCUAGUGAUAAAAUCCGCUUGGAGAAGCUGUUACAAGAUGGUGACGAGCCUUCUGAUUUUGUCAUCAAUCAACCUCUAGCAGCUGGAGAGAGAAGCAGAUCCAAAAGAACUCCGAAAUUUAUCAGUUCCGGUUCAUUAGAUGAUAAUUCCUCAUCAAGAAAAAAGUCUGGAUCAGCGAACCGCGGUGGUGGUGGUGAAAGUGGAGGGAAGAAACGGUACAAUGGUAAGGACGCGGUUAUUUAUGACGCUAAUCAACCAAUGUCAUUUGUCUCGAGUGGUGUAAUGCAAGUAGAGGAUGAUUCUAAAAUUGAGGAGGAGAUUCAGAUUACCACGACAACAUCCGUUGUCAAUGCUAAGAAGGAUAUUAUCAGCAGCAGCAGCGUAUCAGUGAUGACAAAGGUUGGCGAGUUUGAGAUGCACACCAAGGGCUUUGGGUCAAAAAUGAUGGCCAAGAUGGGAUUUGUAGAAGGUGGAGGUUUAGGAAAGGAUGGGCAAGGAAUUGUGGCACCUGUGGAAGCUGUCAAACGCCCCAAGUCUCUCGGCUUGGGUGUCGAGUUUUCCCCGACAUCAGAUGCCGCUAAGGAGAAACCUUCUUCUUCAUCAUCUGCCACAAGGGUUAGAACUAAAGCUAGAACCCCUACCACUACUAGAACCACCAGUACUAGUAGAAGAUCAUCUUUGUCAAAAUCCGCGCCUGGAAUUGGAGCGUCAAAACCCACACCUGGAAUUGGAGCAUUUGAGAGGCACACCAAAGGGUUCGGAUCCAAAAUGAUGGAAAAGAUGGGAUUCAUUGAGGGCAUGGGCUUGGGAAGAGAUUCACAAGGCAUAGUGAACCCGUUGGUCGCAGUCAGGCUGCCAAAAUCCCGAGGAAUAGGUGCAACUAACAGUUGAGUGUUACAAUAGUUAUCCCAUUGCAUCUCAUCAUUAAAGUUUAAUUUCUCUUCAUUUUCGUAGUAAUUCUUCUGUUUUCAGUUGUGUAGGAUGUAUAUCUGUACCCUGCUCCUUUACUACUUUGGGUUCUUUGCUUUCACAUCCUUGAUUAUUAUUGUGUGCUGUUGUAAUGGCCUUGAUCGGGAUCAUUCAAUUGUACAUCUAAGGAUUGCCUCCCUUAUUUCAUUGCAUCUCAAA
Messenger RNA from Papaver somniferum (opium poppy), 2808 nucleotides. RefSeq lists its product as uncharacterized. The record is from RefSeq and is a predicted model, not a curated record. NCBI's taxonomy places the organism in Eukaryota, Viridiplantae, Streptophyta, Magnoliopsida, Ranunculales, Papaveraceae. The coding region runs from base 97 to 2571 and encodes 824 amino acids. The transcript has 8 exons. Gene Ontology annotation, molecular function: nucleic acid binding.